Mangifera indica (mango) is the source of this 1945-nucleotide messenger RNA. RefSeq names its product cyclin-dependent kinase D-3-like. Gene Ontology annotation, biological process: protein phosphorylation; positive regulation of transcription by RNA polymerase II. Gene Ontology annotation, molecular function: cyclin-dependent protein serine/threonine kinase activity; ATP binding; RNA polymerase II CTD heptapeptide repeat kinase activity. NCBI's taxonomy places the organism in Eukaryota, Viridiplantae, Streptophyta, Magnoliopsida, Sapindales, Anacardiaceae. The record is from RefSeq and is a predicted model, not a curated record. Bases 242 to 1489 code for a protein of 415 amino acids. The transcript is spliced from 7 exons. Gene Ontology annotation, cellular component: transcription factor TFIIK complex; nucleus; transcription factor TFIIH holo complex.
ACAUUGGGUUGGGCGGACUCUAAUCACACCUACUGGUACUGGAAUUUCUCCUUUCCCUUCCCCUCAACCUUCGAACUCAACAGCGUCUCAACCCCAUGCUCUGACUCUGUCCGGUAUUUUCUCCAGAAGAUGAUCUGCCCCCAAAUUUCUCAAACCUGACAUACUAUACAAACAUAUAGACGCACACAUAUCACCUGAAACAACAAUAAUAUUUACAAAAUUAAAAAAAAAAAAAACCCCAAUGACAGAAGUCGAUCUGUCAAAGAAAGUCGCUGAUAGGUACCUGAAGCGUGAAGUGCUCGGUGAAGGUACAUACGGUGUCGUUUACAAAGCUAUUGAUACUAAGACAGGACAGACAGUUGCAAUCAAGAAAAUUCGGCUUGGCAAGCAAAAGGAGGGAGUGAAUUUUACAGCACUGAGAGAAAUAAAGCUGCUAAAAGAACUAAAAGAUCCAAACAUAAUUGAGUUAAUUGACGCAUUCCCUCACAAGGGAAACUUGCAUCUUGUGUUUGAAUUCAUGGAGACUGACCUGGAAACGGUUAUUCGCAACACCAAUAUAUUUCUUUCACCAGCUGACAUAAAAUCUUACAUGCAGAUGACUUUGAAAGGACUUGCUUUUUGCCACAAGAAAUGGGUUUUGCACAGGGAUAUGAAGCCAAAUAAUCUGUUGAUAGGACCCAAUGGACAGCUUAAACUUGCUGAUUUUGGUUUAGCACGCAUCUUUGGGAGCCCAGAUCGCAGGUUUACUCACCAGGUGUUUGCUCGAUGGUACAGAUCACCUGAGCUGUUGUUUGGGGCCAAACAGUAUGGUGCUGGGGUUGAUGUCUGGGCGGCAGGCUGUAUAUUUGCUGAACUUCUCAACCGACGACCAUUUCUGCAGGGCACAAGUGACAUUGAUCAACUAGGAAAGAUCUUUGCUGCUUUGGGGACUGCAACACCUUCUCAGUGGCCUGAUUUAGCAUACCUUCCUGAUUAUGUGGAAUACCAGUAUGUUGCUGGCCCCCCUUUGCGUUCAUUAUUUCCAACAGCUAGUGAUGAUGCACUAGAUUUGUUAUUGAAGAUGUUAACUUACGACCCGAAAGCUAGAAUUUCAGCACAGCAGGCAUUAGAGCACAGGUACUUCUCUUCUGCACCACUGCCUACAGAACCACGCAAACUUCCUAGACCUGCCUCUAAGCGGGUGUCUAAAGCUUCAGAUUUUAACCCUCAGGAGGGUCCUACUGUCUUAUCACCACCAAGAAAGUCAAGGAGAGUGAUGCCAGAACGUGAAGGAUUUGAAGGAAAUGCUCAUCGGCUUGAUAAGAUUGAGGAGCAUGCAGGUGAAGUGAAACAGGCAGAUGGUGACAUUGCUGGCAGGAAUGAAAAAGUGCCGAUGUCAAUAGAUUUCUCAAUCUUUGCAUCGAAACCCCCAAGUAGGCCUACAAUUAACAGUGCUGACAGAUUUCAUUUGAAAAGGAAACUAGAUCUUGAAUUCCAACACCCAGAAUAAGGAAGAAAAACCAAAUUAAUGUUGUCUUUACCCAGGUUUUUUAUGAUCAAGGGAUUUAUUAUUGCUCACCACUCAUUUAGGAGGUAUGCAAUGAUUCUGAAGUUUGUUAUAUUUAUUUGGCAGUCACCAGCCUGUUCUCCUCUGUAUGCAAGGACUUUUUCGGCUGUUUUUUGGCUUGAGAUCUUUAAGAGGAAUCAGUUCUUGUUGAAGUUGAAAUUCAUUCUUUUAUGAGAUUGAAAUGGGGGCUCAAAAAUAAUUGUAAAGAGAUAAAAAGAAAAAGAAAAAGAAAAAGAAUUGUUACUCCACUUUCCAAUUGAUCCUGUGUACUAGCCCAUGUAGGGCCAAAUUUUAAGGCGUUAAAUUUAUGAUUCUUAAUGAAAUUUGACACUUGAAGACAGUUGAAAUUGUGUUUGUGAGCACAUUCAGUUCUAUAUAAAGCAGAAUAUUAUCUACUAA